GCAGCACAGUAGCGGCAGCAAGUGCGGUGCAGUCGACCUGAGAGGAGCGGACGGACGCUGCUCCGCCGUCGUGAGGAAACACCGCACAGAUGAAGGGACCCUUGCGGAUAACUAUCACACAUUCCUGCGUUUGAGCACCGAGCCACACUCUCCUCCGUCCUCUCACCGGGAUCGUGCCGCCGCUGUGGGUGUUUCAUCAGGAGGGCUUGCCUGUUUUUCCUCCGGGAGGCUGAAUGGAGGCAGCAGCCGAGGGAGCGGUCGGGCUGUCGGAGGCCAGGGACGGGAGCCCGCUAUCCGGGGCCGCAGCAUCCGAUGAUGGGGACACGGUCGUCGGAGUUAGCUACGGGAUGGACACCGCGGACAUGGAUGCUGCUGCUAGGAAAGCCUUCAUCACAGAGAUGCCCUCAUCCUCAGGCCAGCCUGGUCAGGGAAAGAAGAUUGGCCACAGAGGGGUGGACGCAUCAGGGGAAACUACUUACAAGAAGACCACAUCCUCAGCCUUGAAAGGUGCCAUCCAGCUGGGCAUCGGUUACACAGUGGGCAACCUGAGCUCCAAGCCUGAGAGAGAUGUGUUGAUGCAGGACUUCUACGUGGUGGAGAGCAUCUUCUUCCCCAGUGAAGGAAGCAACCUCACUCCAGCCCACCAUUUCCCAGAUUUCCGCUUUAAAACAUACGCCCCUGUGGCCUUCCGCUACUUCAGAGAACUGUUUGGCAUCAGGCCGGAUGACUACCUGUACUCCCUAUGUAACGAGCCUCUGAUCGAGCUGUCCAAUCCCGGAGCGAGUGGCUCGGUCUUCUAUCUCACAAAGGAUGAUGAGUUCAUCAUCAAGACUGUGAUGCACAAGGAGGCUGAAUUCUUACAGAAACUGCUGCCUGGAUACUACAUGAACUUGAACCAGAACCCUCGCACUUUGCUUCCCAAGUUCUUUGGCCUCUACUGUGUCCAGUCGGGCGGGAAGAACAUCCGCGUGGUGGUGAUGAACAACGUCCUUCCCCGCGUGGUUCGUAUGCACCUCAAAUAUGACCUGAAGGGCUCCACCUACAAGAGGCGAGCAUCCAAGAAGGAACGAGAGAAGGCCAGGCCCACUUUUAAAGACCUGGACUUUAUGCAAGACCUGCAGGACGGACUGAUGCUGGACCAGGACACUUACAACGCGCUGGUCAAGACCCUGCAGAGAGACUGCCUGGUGCUGGAGAGCUUCAAGAUCAUGGACUACAGUUUGCUUCUCGGGGUUCACAACAUGGACCAGGCGGAGAGGGAGAGGCAGAUGGAGGGCUCCCAGGGCAGCAGCGAUGAGAAGAGGCCCGUGGCCCAGCAGAAGGCCCUGUACUCCACCGCCAUGGAGUCCAUCCAGGGAGGAGCCGCCUGCGGAGGGUCCAUCGACACUGACGACACCAUGGGCGGUAUCCCAGCUGUGAACGGAAAAGGGGAGAGACUUCUUCUCUACAUCGGAAUCAUCGACAUCCUGCAAUCCUACAGGCUAAUCAAGAAACUGGAGCACACGUGGAAGGCUCUGGUUCAUGACGGGGACACUGUAUCAGUCCACCGGCCAGGCUUCUACGCCGACAGGUUCUUCAAGUUCAUGAGCAACACGGUGUUCAAGAAGAGCUCCUCUCUGAAGUCAUCUCCAUCCAAGAAGGGCCGUGUGUCGUUGUCGGUGCCUAAGUGUGCCGGUCCUGGUGCAGCCUGGUCCGCCAGCCAGCUGCCCUCUGAGAGAGACGAGAACAUCUACGACCUGAGAGGAGCUCGCAGCUUCCCAACGCUGGAGGACGAGGGGCGACCAGAUCUUCUUCCAUGUACUCCUCCGUCAUUUGAAGAAGCUACCACAGCGUCGAUCGCCACCACGCUCUCUUCCACCACCUCUCUGUCCAUCCCCGAGAGAUCCCCCUCUGACACGGCUGAGCAUCCCCGCUACAGGAGGCACACCCAGUCUCUCAGCCAUGAUGGGAGGACCCAGGAGGAGCUGCGUGUGCGUGAGGAGGAUCAGCAGACCAUCACAGUGGAGGUGGAGCUGAAGAGACACGACAGCGAGCCAACCAUCUCCAUUCCACAGCCUUCACCUGAAGCCAGUGAGGUUCAGGAAGGAGCUGGCGCCGAGGCUGCAGAUGCAGAUGUAGCUGCAGCAGCAGCACCCUCCAGCUCUUCAUCGGCACCUGAAGCAGCCUCCUCCUCCUUGUCUGCCCCAGCUGCUCCCUCUUCUCCCGGGGCAGCUGAUGAGGCCCCGUCCAGUCCCAAGGUGAUGGUGGUGGAGGCAGACAGGGUCAGCCAGGUGUCCGGCUCAGGGUGCACCAGCCAGGCUUCAGUCGAUGAUGAAGAUGACGUGCCAAUCACAGAUAUCUACUUUUAAGCCCUGUUCUCUGGCAGAGAGGAGCGAACGUCUCGGUGGAGAGGACUCGUCGGUCUGAAGUCCAGACCUCAGCGGUAGCAGCAGGAUCUCUGUCUGAACCAGGAUUUUAAAACAUGCAUACAGAAACUGAACACACUGAGGGGGAAAAAGUGACUUGUGUACCAGAGAGGGGGAAAAAAAUCCUGACAGUGAUGAACGUCACUGGUUUCCAACCAUCCCUGCCUUUCACCCUUGACAAAAUGAAAAUUAUAUCAAGUUAAUAAUAAUGUGUAUGUGUGACAUACAGUAGUGCGUAUACGGCUGUAGUCUUAUAUGUUUGAGAUCAUACGGUAGUAACUCUCUGUGCCUGUAAAGAAGUAUUCACUCGACUUGGAAGUAUUUGUGACCACAUUAAAAUGGAAACAGACUUUUUUUAAAUCUUUUCCUUCUUUGGUAUUUCCAAGUAUCUUGUUACCACUGCUGUCACAAAGACAACUGGAUCGCUGUCCGUUUUCCUCAGAGCAGCUACCACAGAUAUUUCUGAUGUCCCACUGUCCACUAUUUCUGUUUCUGGGGAUAGUAACUGCAGAGAACGUACACUGAUCCUCUCUGGUACCUGAGGAUAGCUGCCGAGAGCCACCGGGGUAAACAAGAGCGUUAAUCUCUUCCUGUUUUGGUUGCGCAAUUGUCAACGCACUUCCUUUGUGCAAAUCAAGCCAUCAUUUCCCCAGGAGGUCGUACCCGGUGGCAGACAGAAUAGCAUAGUUAAAUCAAAGCUUACAGGGAACUGAUCUAAACACAGAUGGUGUCAUUAUUCUCUACAUUACAGUGUGCAAUCAGCAUUUACUUCAUAAUUAUAGAUUAAAGCAAACUUGUCUGUUUCCACUUUAAAUCCUCUUAAAAACAUGUUACCUUCCAAGUGGGGUUGAUACUUUUUUAAAGGCAUCAUCCAGUCUGUUCUAGUUCACACAGGUACGGCCCUCUGACAGGCUCAGCACACUGAAAUAUGCGUGUACUGUACUUAUCAGGAUAAGACCACCCACUGUCCUUGGUACUGACUACCCUCACCUGACAUCACGCUUUGUUUUAACAACUGAAAAAAAAAAUAUGGUGCAUUUGGGUCAAGAUAGGCAACACCUCUCAUGACGUGACGCUACUCCUUCUGCUCGGGUCUCCUUGCUGCCGGUGACGUCCUCCUGAGAGCAGGACUUUCGGCCACAUAUUGAUUUCAGUGUGAUGAGGGAGGAGUGAGCGAUGGAGUCUGUGGUGUUAGAGGUUUACUGUAUAAAAGAAGUGGACAUAGCCAAUGUGGCGUCACCUAUUCGUUCGUGGGCCUGUUUUGAAGCCUUGAGUUCGGCAUUUUGGCCGUCAGUGUCUUGGUUAUUCGAAGCCAGGGGUGACCAUAUUUGGACCAAGCCUAAGAACAGCACCAGGAUUUGACCUAGUGGCCAAACAUGGAAUUACGACUUCUGGAUCUGUCACACGACGCCUUCGGGCCCAGAAAGACUUUUAUCUGUAGAGAUUCUCAAAGAGACGUCUGUAACUCAGUGUAAAAUUUUUUUGGAGCGUAACCACCCCCUGACUCAUUUCGCUAUCAGGAUUAGUCUAGAAAAGCCGCACAUUUAAAUGACUUCAUCCCCAAUCAAGUUAGCGGAGGGUUAAACUGGCAGUUAGCGGCUCGGCUGGGGGAAGUUAGCUGCUCAGACAGGCGCAGCCACUUUGAAUCUCUUGUGCAUUAAGAGCCCCACAAUGCAAAAGAUCCAUUGAAAUUAUUACAAUGGAAAUGAAUCUUUUUUGGCCACUUUCCUACAAAUGGAUGGGGACCAGCCUCCAACACUGUAUCCAGCUCUCUUAAUACAUCCAUGAUUUGGAUGAGAGGUUGGAGCUGUGGAGGAUAUGCGAUGCUAAACAUCUAUCAUUAUUGACAGGUCACCGUGGUAGCGACUUGCCAAUCAAUUUUAAUCUAAAUGGGACCAAAUUUUACGAAAUGAAAAUAUAAUUUAAAUCAUGUUGUAUUUAAGGAGGCUUGAAACUUGUGAUUGAGGCCGUAAUCUCAUUUGGAAAAUGCUUACUAUGGUAAUAAAUCACGUGAGAAGAGAAGAGGGUAAUUUUCUCAUAGACUUCUAUACCACUGGUUCCCAACUUGAGGGUCCCAACACCCACUAGAGGUCGCCAAAGCCUCAGAGAGGACCACGAAGCCAUCUUGAUUUUAACGUGUGUAAGAAAACUUUAAUUAAAAAAAAUAUAUAUAUAUAUAUAUAUAUACACACACAGUAAGCCUACAUCUCAGGAUUUCAUUUAUUUCUGUGAAGAAAACUAAGAAGAACUAUGAAGAAAUAGUUAUUUUUAAGUUUAGAUAAUUAUUUCGGACGUAAACUUUUAAAAAGUCUCACAGAAUAAGAGAACAGAGAAUUACUGAACACGAGCUAUAUAUUUACGGAGCCUUAACUCUGCAUUUAAACAAGUCAUCCUGAAUCAGAAAAGAACGCAGUUAAAAAAAAACAAAGAGAACAAUGGCCAAGCAACAGGGAGGAGAAAAUACUGAAUUUCUUAAAAAGAAAGACGCCUAUUAUGUUUGUGUGAUGGUUAACAUUCAAAAAAAGAUACAUAAUACAGAGCGCUGGAUAAAAGGUUGCUAAAAAAAUGUUUGUUACACAAGUUGAGUUCAUUAUUUUGGUUAAUUGUACAGCUUAUCAGUCCCUCUGUCCUGUUGUUGUUAUGCAUUUAACAAUGUAAAAUAUUUGUAAAAUAUGCUGCCUAGUUUGGGGUCGUAGCUUGAGUCAAUGCUAGAGCAGGCUCUCUUACAGAAAAAGGCUGGGAACCACCGUUUUAUACAAUCUGACCUCUUUUUGUAACCAGUGUAGUCGCCCUCUGCUGGCCUUUAGCAAGAAUGCAGCUCAAAGGCACUUCGACAUUGGCUCAACAUUGGCUCGUGUCUGGCACUUUCAGACACGGAGGCUACGCUCACUUCUUUUAUACCAUACAGUGUGUGGUUGGAGGGCUCUCCUUGUGAUCUUAGAACAGGAGUUACAGUGAUAACCAUUGUUCAGCCAAAACACAUCUAAACUCUGUCGUCCUCACAUUUCCAGCAGCCGUGAAUACAUGCAGUUUAGUUUUUAGAGGAAGCAUCAUUUCCUUUAGUAAAUAUAUACAGUGAUUUUAUUCAUAGCAUAAUAAUUUAUAUAAAUAUAAUUUAUAUCAAACUUUUUUUUGCAUUUUUUUUUUUUAAUUUCUGAACUCUUUUACUACUGUGAGCUUUUAUUUAUUUAGUCUAUAUUUUAUUCUAAUCUUCACUGUCUUCUGGUACUUUUUCACUCUGAAAUGCUUAAAUGUUUCUCUUUUCUUUGAUUUUGCAUCCAAAGAACUUUAAUUUUUGUUUUGAUAAUUCCAUCCUUGCAGAUUUUCUUUUUAGUUUCCCGUCACGUUUGUCGUUUAAAGUCAGUGUUAGUACUUCUUUCACCGCACCUCUUGCGUGGAAACAGCUGAGGCUUGUGACUCAAUUGCAACACUAAGGCAGCAAACAUUGUCGUAACCUUCACAUCAUUGCAGCGUCUUCCAGUGUUGCCCUACGUUUAGACAGAUGCACACAAAUCAUUUGCUACAAUAAAUGUUUUAUUUUAGCUGGGGGAAAAAAUAAUCAGCAUAUCAGUGACAGUCGCUAUAUCUCCUCACCUCCUCACAAUAAUGAAUCCAUUGACUGGACAUUUCAGAUGUUUGUAGAUGUAGAGCAUCAGUUGUAGUAUUUGCAGUCGAUAUCGUACCUGUUAUCUGUAUAUUUGAAUGAACACAGUACGUUGCAGUGUUGCCUCGGCGAGACACGGCGAGUUUGUAAAUGGGGUUGAAUGUUGUUUGCACUUCUCAAGAGGACCUGAAGAUGAACUAGUGAUAGAGGCCAAAUAAAAACAUGCAUCAUGUUAUCUUCGUUUCGGCUCACACAGGCUGAUAUUUAGGCAGCGUUUCUUUUUAGGAUUAUCAAGUGUGUGUGUGUUGGUGAAGUCGAUCACAGUCAUCGUAGGGUUAGUGUUUACUGUAGUCUCUCUGUGGCUGACAUCUUAGGACUCUCAAAGUAAGUUCGACAAACUGAUUUUUCUUUUAACUUCACUUGGUUUCUAUGUGUGUUUGUGUGUACGGGAGGACACAUCAAUGUUGGACAUUGUAAGAUAAAAAAUCAGUUUGUUCCCAUGACGUGCAGUGGCCAGUUGUAAUCAGUUUGCUGUUGUUCAUCGGAUGGAGACCAUAGCAGCAAUAUUUUGUACAGUCUAGCUUUUAAGUUCGUUUUUAUUGCCUUAUUGAGAAAUUUUACAUGUAGGCCUAGCGUUUAUAUUUUUUUUUUCACUCGUGCUGUUGUAUUUAUUUUUCUUUCUCAUAGUUGUGCUCCUGAGAAUGUGUACAUAAAAUUAUAAAUACAUAUAUAAAGAUAUACAAAUAUAUUUUCCAUUUGAAUCGGAGAAUAUUAUUUUUAUUUGGUUUUAUUUUUGCUGCUGGGCAAGAAAUGAUUGCAAUCUACAUAAUUUUACUGUACCAUAUUCUUCAGUGUGUUUAUCGGGAUGCAGCUGCUGUAUAUUUAUGGUCUAUAAACCACAGCUGUCUCUUUGUAAGAUAUCCAGACGUUGAGCGAUUUGUGGGGUUUUACUGUACAUGCAAAUCAAUAGGGAUUCUUCCAACUGUUCAGCUGUGCCGUGUAUGUGUUUUCAAAUCGCUGUGUGCCCUUCAUCCAAUAGGGAGAGUCCUUUGCAGAGACAUAGCAUGAUUUCCAAAAUGAAUAUGCAUAUCAGAAAUGUGUAUUUAUGUAUAUCUGUGUAUAUUCAUCUAUUUAUACAUGAGGAUAAAUAGAUGGCUGUAUGUGUGUGUGUUUGGACUCAAUCAGAAUGAAUACAAAAUAAAGCAGUUCUAUGAAUUGUUGUUCAUGGAG
Molecule: messenger RNA, 7239 nt
Organism: Epinephelus lanceolatus (giant grouper)
Lineage: Eukaryota; Metazoa; Chordata; Actinopteri; Perciformes; Serranidae
Gene: pip5k1ca
Product: phosphatidylinositol-4-phosphate 5-kinase, type I, gamma a
Biological process (GO): phosphatidylinositol phosphate biosynthetic process
Cellular component (GO): plasma membrane
Molecular function (GO): 1-phosphatidylinositol-4-phosphate 5-kinase activity
Source: RefSeq, a predicted model, not a curated record